Messenger RNA from Hibiscus syriacus, 917 nucleotides. Its product is annotated as protein LURP-one-related 8-like. NCBI's taxonomy places the organism in Eukaryota, Viridiplantae, Streptophyta, Magnoliopsida, Malvales, Malvaceae. The record is from RefSeq and is a predicted model, not a curated record. The transcript has 2 exons. Bases 129 to 758 code for a protein of 209 amino acids.
UGUUCUGAUCAUUCAUCUAAACAAUCUUCGAUUCGAGAAGAGUUUUUGUGAUCAUCUUUUGAGUUGAUCAUUUAGUGUAGGUUGAUCCGUAAUCUUUUGGUUUUUAAAGGCUGGAACCUUUUACGCGAAUGACAAAGGUUUUUCCCAACGCUAGCUUUACCGUAGGCGAUGCCGCCAUCUCCGAGAAGCCACCGCAGCGUAAGCUGUUACCGGCGGCGGAAACGAGGGAGGAGGCGAUUCUAACCGUCUGGAAAAAGUCAUUGCUCUUCAACUGUAAUGGCUUCACGGUGUUUGAUUCUAAAGGCGAUCUCGUUUUCAGGGUUGAUAAUUACAUGGACGGCAACAAAGGUGAAAUGCUUCUCAUGGAUGCCAAUGGCAACCCUCUCCUCACCAUCCGCCGCAAGAAAAUGAGCCUCGGAGAUCACUGGUUCGUUUACGAGGGUGAAACCAUGGUGAAUCCCAGAUUUUCCGUUAAGAAAUCGAUGAACAUCAUGAACACCAAGUGUUUGGCUUACGUUAACAAUCGGAGUAACAGCGUCGUGUACGAGAUUGAAGGCUCCUAUUCGCGACGGAACUGCGCCGUGUACGAUGAUAAGCGGCGGGUAGUGGCGGAGAUCAAGCGGAAAGAAGCUGUCGGCAAAGUGGCCUUCGGGACCGAUGUGUUCCGCCUUAUUGUUCGGCCGGAGUAUACCGAAACGGAAUCCGCCAUGGCUCUGCUUAUCGUUCUUGAUCAAAUGUUCGGAUCAUCGAAACGAUGAACUCUUUUUUAGUCCCUAAUUUUCUUCAACCAAAGAAAAAGUAAUUGGUUUGAUUGAUGCAUGAGGCUUGGUUUUUUUCGUUUUAGAUAAAAAACCAAAGUGCCGAAUGGGGAUGUACAUGCAUUCAGCAGAUGAAAGAAUAAAACCUUUUCCAUCCAA